CAAUCCGUCACAACCUGUCUCUGCACAGCAAGUUCAUCAGAGUGCAGAAUGAGGGAACAGGGAAGAGUUCCUGGUGGAUGCUCAAUCCUGAAGGAGGAAAGAGUGGCAAAUCUCCUAGGAGGCGGGCGGCAUCCAUGGAUAACAACAGCAAGUUUGCCAAAAGCAGAGGAAGAGCUGCCAAGAAAAAAGCAUCCCUUCAGUCUGGUCAAGAGGGAAAUAGUGACAGCCCUGGAUCGCAGUUCUCGAAGUGGCCUGCAAGCCCCAGCUCUCACAGUAACGAUGACUUUGAUAACUGGAGUACAUUUCGACCUAGAACUAGCUCUAACGCUAGUACGAUUAGCGGAAGACUUUCUCCUAUUUUGCCAGAGCAAGAUGAUCUUGGAGAUGGGGAUGUGCACUCCAUGGUAUAUCCAUCAUCAGCCACCAAAAUGACUUCUACUCUACCCAGCCUUUCAGAGAUGAGUAAUUCUGAGAACAUGGAAAAUCUUUUGGAUAACCUUAAUCUCUUGUCACCUAAUACAUCAAUGACUGUGUCAACUCAGUCUUCAUCUGCUACCCUGAUGCAGCAAACACCCGGUUACUCAUUUGCAUCCUCAACUACAAGUAUAGGUUCACCAAAUCCAGACUACAGGAAAUUUACAUAUGCUCAAGCUAGCAUGAACUCUUUGCCCCAGAUUCCUAUGCAGACUCUUCAAGACAGUAAAUCAAGCUAUGGAUCGAUGAGCCAAUAUAACUGUCCCGCAGGACUUCUGAAGGAGUUACUGACUUCUGAUUCUCCACCGCACAAUGAUAUCUUGGCAUCAGUGGACACUGGUGUUUCCCAGGCUGGUGGCAGGGCGCUGGGCCAAAGUGUGCUGAUGGUCGCUAACUCGGUGAUGCCAACUUACGGCAGUCAACCGCCCCACAACAAAAUGAUGAACCCUAAUGCCCGCCCUCACCAAGGACAUAACCAGCCAACAUCUGCAGUUAAUGGUCGUGCCUUGUCACACACAGUGAACACCAUGUCACACACAUCAGGUCUAAAUCGCCUGUCGACAGUGAAGACUUCGUUACAAGUGCCUAUGAGUCACCCAAUGCAGAUGAAUGCUAUGAACCCGUACGCCCCUGUUAACAGUUGCAAUGGCUACGGAAGGGUGGGAAUUGUUUCCCUUCACCAGGAGAAGCUUCCCAGUGACUUAGAUGACAUGCUAAUUGAACGGUUGGACUGUGACAUGGAGUCAAUUAUCCGUAAUGACCUUAUGGAUGGAGAAACGUUAGAUUUUAACUUUGACAGUGUAUUGCCUAACCAAAGUUUUCAGCACAGCGUAAAGACAACCACACACAGUUGGGUGUCAGGCUAGGAUGUAGUAGGAGGCUACGGUUAUAUUCUCCAGACUUGUCUGACAGCAGGAACUGAGAAAAGCAGUACAAAGAUGUCCUUCACCUUCCUUUUUAAUUUUCUUGACAAAGCUGUGCGCAUGCACUAGCUUUUUUUGGGGUCUUUUUUUUUUUUUCCUUUUUUCUUCCUUUCGUCAGAGUUGGCAGCAGACAGAGUAUUUUCCUGUACAGGAUGUUUGCCCAAGGUUUGCAGGUUAUGUGCUGCUGUAGAUAAGAACUGUGCAAUUGGAAAUUUCAUUACUCUGAAGUGCCAAAUUCACUACACCAUAUAAUCACAGCAAAGACUCUUACUUACAUCAUGUUGUGCUUUCGGUUUUGUACAGUAUGAUCUGUAGAAGAAUUGUUUUUUAAGACUAUCUGUUUUGGUCCAAGAAAAGUUUAUAAACUUUUGUAAGAAUACUGUGAUGAUCUCAUGCCCUAAAUAAGUUUAACCUUCGUUGAUGUUACCUGUGUUUUGAUGAAUUGAGAUAACUGUGGACUUGCCUUGCAGCAGUAUGAACUGCAUUGUUUUACUCAAAAUUGCCACACAUUUCAUAUGGGAACAGAAUAGCCUGUUAAAUAUGAUCCUACUAAACUCACUGACUAUUCAAAGCAAACAGUAGGUUAAAUGCCAUUUGAUAAGUUACCUGUAAUCAUGAAAUUUAUGCAAGAAUAUAUCUGGAUUUCAUUGUCAGACUAAUGACUUUACUGUUGGACUUGAGAUAAUUUUUGGAAUACUUUCCAAGCUAUUUUUCUUAUAAUUAAAGUCUACUUUUGUUACAUAGGCAACUUAAAAAAAAAAAAAUCUGAGAUCUGGCAGCAUUCAUAAUCUCUUCAUUUUGUACAGUAUUUUAACUGGAUUAAGUACAUGUUUUUAUAAAUUUCCCUAGCACUUGGGAGUGCUAAUAAAGGAAAAGCUUAAUAAGGAUCUUGAAUACAAAACAUUUCUGUCCCUUUUUUUGUUGUGUGAUGUAUAAAUAUAGACAACUUUAUGUUUAGGAAAUAUUUAAUCAGUUUUAUAUAUGCAUUUUUAGAAAUGUCAUCUGCUUCUACUAUCAUUUAAACCCUGACUACCACAAAGUGUUAAGUAUUCAUUGUUAGAUGCUUGUACAAUGCUUCACAUUUAUAUUUAUUUCAUGGAGGUCUCAUAAUGUUUGUGCCCUCAAGAGCAGGACCUUAUGGAUAAAAUUCAUAAUUUUGAUAAAAAGUGACAAAAUUAUCAUUUACAUUAAUUAGCAGUAGUUUUAGGGUUUGUCAGUGUUUCUGUUGUAAUGCAGUACCUUUGAAGAGGCGGAAGUGCUGCUUUUGAAUGGGAGGCUAAAACUUGUGUGAUGACCUAUUGCAGGACAAAACAUUACUUUUUUUUGAAGUAAGAAAGAUUAAGAAGUGGCAAAGUUAUACAAAUAUAUGAGAUGUAGGGUAGGGAAGAACAUCAGUGACAGAGGCCUUGUUCCCGUGGAAAAACUUGCUCUUGUUGGAGUAGGCACACUGACAGCUACCUGAGUGUUUUCAGGAUUGGGUCUUGGAUAAACGAUUUCUGAUUUUCCAUAAUCACAUGAAGUGUUUUUUAUGGAUAUGUGGAUAACAGACCUCACCUAUCUUUUCACUGAUUGCUACAUAUCAUUUGUGUUACAGAAAUCCUUGGAGCUUUUUUAUGCACUGACAGGAUGAACAGCUUUUGUUCUAGGGCUGGCUGUUGUGCAGAAGGGGAGAAAUAAAUGUUUUUCCACUUAUUUUUCUUUUGUCUACAUAGCCCACAACUGGAAAAUGUUUUAACUGAAACUUAUCUUCACUGUAGUGAUGGCAUAUGUUGGAGAAAGAAAUGGGAUAUGCUAAGAAAAUGAAGUUUAGCAACAGGCCAUAUAUUUAAUGAUCCUAUUAUGGCUUUCCUAAGGCUCUGCAAUGUGUUUAUUGAUGUGCUAGCAUUUAGCUCCCUGUUGGGCUUAAAUCACUACUAAUUACAGCUGGUCCUACUUUUUUAGAUAUCCUAUUACAGUUGUCAGCAGUUCCAGGGGCUGAUGUUAAGCUGUCCGGUGAUACAGGAUCUCCCCCAGCGUGAAAUCAGUCUUUGAAUUUCUGUUGAGCAAAAUGAAAUGUUCCUAGUGCUGAAGCCUCAACGAAACCGCCUGCUUUUACAGGCAAAUAUGUCUAGUAGCAUCUUCACCAUCAAAUUCAUAGUCCCUGAAAUGAUUUACACUCCCAGGUAAAUCCUGACAGUGGAGCAAGCGAAAGGCUCACGUAUGGGUUUCCAAAGAUAUUUCUUUCUGCUGAGUGUGCAAAAAUGUUUGCUUCCAAAUGGGCACUGAUAUUCAUAGGCCAAAGUAGUCAUAAAAUUCACCUCUGCAUGCAGAGAAAGCAGUACUUACAGCUAUACUCCAUGGGGUUGCAGCUGAACAUGUUACAUGUAACAAUAUACCUCCUGUUUAUUAUUCACUGCUACUGUAUAACUUCCUGUAUACAGAUAUUUUCUUCAUUUCCUUUUAUAACUAUGAAAAACAUAAAUGUAGCCGUUCCUUAAUUACAACAGUCCGUAGGAAGCUGCUUUUAAUUAUUAUGAGAAAACAGUUGUAGAUAAUCAGAGGUUUGGGCUGUGUGGUCAGAUUUUUUUUUUUUUUGUGGUGCCAUUCUAAUACUUUGCAAUUGUAAUUCUGGAAUACUGUGAAGUCUGGUGAAGGGGCAUGUUGUCUGCCUUGAAAACAAACAUUAUGUGACCUCUAGUAAUAAAUCCUUUUUUAGUAAAAAUACCAAGUUUCUAGAGUAACUUAGUUUGUCAGAAUUGUUGUAAAUGAUUGGUUUGUGAAUUGUGCAGAUGAUCUUACCUAUGCAGCCUUGGUUUUGACUUUUCUCUGGUUUGUACUGUUAUUAAAAGUUUAUUGUAUUAUAGAGCUGUUCAGAUAUUUUAAAUAUAAAGAUGUAUUGUUUCCAUAAUAUAGCUAUAUGAUAUAUGUUUAGGUAGUAGAUGCAUUAAUUGGAAAGCUCUGCUUUGAUAAACUGACAAUUUGCCUACAUUUAUAAGCAAAAGUCAUAUUGCUUAUCAUUGGCUUAAGUCAACAGAGCAUCCCUAAGAAGACAAGUUAAAAUUGGACCAAUUAUAAAACAGUAUAAAAUUUGCACUUGUUAAACCACUGGAUGUAUGUUAGUACUUUUCUAUUUUUUUACUGAUUUGAAAUUCCUAUUUUCAUUAUGAAAUUGCUAGGAUCCUUAAUUUAUGACUGAUUUUAAAUAUGGUAUUCUCAUUAUUAUUAUUAUUUUGGUAAUCACAAUGUAAAAUGCAGCAUGGUUUAUGCAAGCAAAAAGCAAAUUACUUGGCAUUAAAACUGGCCUCCUUUUUGAGGGUGUUCCACAAACCAGCAAUAUCGUGAGAGAUUGGCAUGUACAUACUGCUAGUUCUACUUGCGAGUGGUGUGACAGCUCUUCAACGCUUCACUGCUCUGACUUAGUCACAUUGCAGAAUUAAAAUUCAUACGUGGAUAUUUUCAGAAAAAGUGCCUGAUGUACUUCUACAGACACACGAGAACAAUCCCUGACAGUUUGUUGUAUAAAGCCAUAAAUGUAUAUAAAUUAUGUUUAAAAGGU
Athene cunicularia (burrowing owl) is the source of this 4932-nucleotide messenger RNA. RefSeq names its product forkhead box O1 (gene FOXO1). The transcript is spliced from 2 exons. Gene Ontology annotation, biological process: insulin receptor signaling pathway; regulation of transcription by RNA polymerase II. Gene Ontology annotation, cellular component: nucleus. NCBI's taxonomy places the organism in Eukaryota, Metazoa, Chordata, Aves, Strigiformes, Strigidae. The record is from RefSeq and is a predicted model, not a curated record. Gene Ontology annotation, molecular function: RNA polymerase II cis-regulatory region sequence-specific DNA binding; DNA-binding transcription factor activity, RNA polymerase II-specific. The coding region runs from base 78 to 1340 and encodes 420 amino acids.